AGAUUGCUCCAAUGGUUCCAUUUGGACCUCGAGAGAAUCGCGAAGCAGGCAUCGUCAUGGCGGUAAGCGACGAACGAAGCCUCCAAAUCGCCUCCAUCCUCAUCAAAAACCCCUCCCAAUUCUCACUCCCGAGCUCCUCUGUGUCCCCGCCAUGUCCGCCCGCUCUUUCCGUUCGCCUUUUGAUGAUCUGGACGACGACGAUGGCGACGCAGGAAGCGAAUUGGAGGCUGUCUCCGACUUGAGCUCUGAUGAGUAUGAGGAUGAGCCUCAGUCCAUGACCGGAAAGGGGAUAAAGAGAUUGUGCUCGGAGUUGAUUGAGUUGAAAAGCGUAUCAGAAGAUGAUUUUUUGCAAAAUGUCUAUUCUAAUUAUCAAACUUUCGUUCGGGUUUUCAAAGAUCUGGGAGUUGUGGAUAGUGAGCUAAUGAACUUGAAGCAGCAUAUUACAACCCAAAGAAGGCUUGUACAAGUUUUGGAAAACAAUAUCUCCCUUGAUAUAGAAUCUGUUGGUUCUGUAGAUAAUGAAGUUGAAGAAGCGGAAGAUCUUGAUUUGCCUUCUCCCAGCGCUCGAAUGAAUGAUGUUUUGGAAAAAUUGGAUGUUCUUCUCUCAGAAUGGCAGGUAGAUGAAGCUCUACUUGUGCUCGAAUUGGAAGGUGUGAACUUACGGAGGAUGCAAAUGGAAGAUGAUCAUAUUUCACCAUACUUGACAACAUAUGCCUCUGAAAUAUCAGACAGAAGGGCCAGGCUCACUGAGCAACUAAUUUUUCUGGCUGACCACCCAAGAGUUGCUCCAUCAGAGCUUCAAAAGGCACUCUCUGGACUUUGCGCCAUGGGUGAGGAUAAAAGGGCUAAUUUCUUACUACUCAAGUAUUACCGUUCAUGCCUUGCGAAUCGUCUGCUUGAACUGCAGUCAUCAAAACAUUCUUUACAUGGUACAUACAUGAUGGAACUUGCAAAAGUUGUAUUCUCUGUUAUCUCUCAAGCAGCAAGAAGUUUUGUAUUAUUGUAUGGUGAAGCAUCUCCUUAUACAUCAGAUCUUAUUCAGUGGGCCAGGGAAGAAACUGAAGCGUUAAGUUGUAAUUUGUGUAAGUUUGUCAAAUCCAUUUCAGAAAUGUCUGGGGGCUUACCUCUGGCAGUUGAAACUGUGAAAGCUACUAUUUCAUUUUGCUCCUUGUUAAAUCCUCAGAGAAUCAUCUUGCAGUCAGAUUUGACAAAAUUAAUAAGGCCUUGCAUGGAAGAGGCAUUACAGAUGCAUGUAGAUCAUCUGCGUAAAGUUAUUAAUAUAUUUGCGACAACUGAUACUUGGGUUCUGGGCAAAUAUUUCAUAUCAGGGACAUCAUUAGACAAUUCUUCCAUAGGAAGGAUAGAUGGCAAAAUGGACCAUUGCCUGCUCUCCGGCAGCGGAAGAAAAUUUGUUACACUAAUGCAGGCAUUUGUGGAUGAAGUGUCCCCAUUGGUGGUUGUCCAAAUGGAAUGCUCAAUUCUUGAAGGACUAGCUGACCUCUUCUCUGGGUAUAUAGGUGCACUUGAGAAAGCUAUUUCAGAAAGAACAAAUGCCGCAGGAAAUGAUUUUCCAAGGAUGGGCAGUGCUCUGGAGUUCCUGCAACAAGUUUCAAUUUUAGUCACCUCCUCAGCUGUUGUUCAACUUUUUCCUAGCAUUGCCUGUGGCAUUUUUAAUCGUAUGCGGACCUCAAGUAAUGAGCUAUUACUAAAGUAUCUUGGGCCUUCUCUAGAAAAGGAACUUGACAUGUGUAUGUUGUCUAUAGAAGAAGCUUCUAAUCAACUUAGAGACUAUUUUUGCCAGCAUUUUGUGCGUGCUGUUAUGUCAGAUGAAGAAUAUGGAUGGAAAGCGACUUUGGAAACUUAUGUUGAUUUUCAACACAAGCCUAGCUUGCCACCUGACCUGAUUCCUUCUUUUGCUUUUCAGGCCUUCUUCUUGCGGAUGAGGAAUUUAGAAAAACUUUUGAAGUCUAUACUCGAGGAUGAGUAUGGAAUGCUGGAGAAGCUAUCAAAGGAACUGAUGAAGACCAUGAUUAUUUGGCUUUCAAAUAACCUGGAUUUCUGGAAAGCCGCUGAGCAUGGUUCAGGACACUGUAGCUGUUUUGAACAGUUUCAUUUAGAUGUGGAUUUCCUUGUGGAAGUUGCAAGGCUUGGAGGAUACUUUUCAGAUGAUCUACUGACUGCUGUCAUGGAUUUAUUGGCACAAAUAGAAGAUAAAUUUGCUGAAUGUGAAUCAGAUAUGAAAAGUGGGGCUGCAGAUGAUGCUUCACCUGAUGAUGAUUGGUCUUCAAAUGCUGCCAAACUAGCGAUUGAAAAGCUGCUGGAAUUUGAGAUGCUGAAGUUGGAGAGGAAGGAAGAAACAGCAGUUUCUUCUGAAGAGGACCUCACGCAAAAUGCAGUAAAUGUGAGCCCAUCUGGAGAUAAUGUUGGUUCAGUAGAUGGUGAAUCUGCUGAUUCAGCCGAGGAGGAUAUCACCAGAAUUGAAACAACAGAUGUAAAAUGCACAGGUAGAGAUCACGAUGGAACUGUAAAACUGAAGGAAGAAGCUGAGGACGUGGAAAAGCAGGAUGCUGAUGAGAUACUGAAUUUCUCCAAGCAUGAACCUUUUGGAGCAGCUGAAUCAGCAAGAGUAGUGCUAAUAGAUUUAACAGAAAGACUUGAUCAGGCAUUGAAAAUUGAUUUUUUCGAUGUUUCUGCUGACCUGGAUACCAUUGUAUCUCAUGCCACUUCAGAGAACACAGUUGUCAAUUCUACAAGUGAAAUUGAUGAGAAAAUAGAGCAAAUUGUAAAAUUGCUUUUGCCUGCUCCUGAGUAUGAGUCUGUUGGGAAACCGGAUGAAUCAUUUAGCAUAGCAGUUCAACCUGAGAAAGAUGUCCAUUUAGUAAAAGAGAAAUCAUUUGGUGUUGGCAUGAACUUAGAACUGAAAUCCAAUAUUCUUGAAGUUUCUGAGAAAUCAGAUGAAACGAGGGGGAACACAGGGAUAGUUGAGACUGAUGAAAUUAAGUGCGCUGAAAAGGCAAGCGUAAGCAGGUUUUUGAUUGAUCUUGAGGAGGAAUUUGUGGGGAAUUUUGAUGUAUCUGUUGACAAAACAGCUUCUGAAUCAGUGAGGGAAGAGCCUAUAGGUGCUCAGUAUCUAGAAAUGAUGUUUAAGCUUCUUGAAGUCUCUGAUAAUGUGGAUGCGGAUUUAUCUCAUGCAACGGAGGAGAAAACAGGGGCAGUUGAGACUAGUGAAAUUGAGUACUCAAAAGAAACAUAUACAAGAGUGUUUCCUGAGGAGAGCUUUAUUGGUGCGUUCGAAGAAUUUGCUAUUGGGACAGCUCAAUCAGUACAAGCUACAGCUUUAGCUCUUGCAAAUAUAGAAAAUUUGGUUUCAAUUGAUAAACUUACCAAAGAAACUGAUCAUCCAGACCGCUAUAUAUCUGACUUAAAUAGUUCAGAAAAAAUUCACACUGUUCUCACCGAAGUUUCCAGUGAAACAAGUUCUAAAGAAGCAAACUUCACUGAUACUCUGAUCGCUGAAAGUGCCAACAGAAAAGCCUUGACAGAGGUGGAAGACAUUGAGAAAGAAAAGGUGCUUGUAGGCAAUGCCAAAGAGAAGAUCAAUGAUGAAAGUUCUGAAAAACAAGACAAGGAUGAUGCUGGUAAUAUCAGAGCUAGCAAGACCAAGUUAAAUGAAUUGCCACGGUCCAAACGAAAGCGUGAGAGGCCGAGAACUGUCAUCAAUGUAGAGCAUUUGGGAAGGACUAAACGAGAUGUUCUACAGAAAAUGGAUCAAGAACCAACCAAGUGAUCAUCUAAUGACCACCAGAACUGA
Molecule: messenger RNA, 3811 nt
Organism: Dioscorea cayenensis subsp. rotundata (Guinea yam)
Lineage: Eukaryota; Viridiplantae; Streptophyta; Magnoliopsida; Dioscoreales; Dioscoreaceae
Product: exocyst complex component EXO84B-like
Exons: 9
Coding region: 152-3787 (1211 amino acids)
Biological process (GO): intracellular protein localization; Golgi to plasma membrane transport; exocytosis
Cellular component (GO): exocyst
Source: RefSeq, a predicted model, not a curated record